AUGGCCUCCCAUUCUAGACGACCGCCUAUUACCCUGAUGGAGGCCAAUCCAAACGAUCCCACGGAUCUCAUGGGUCCGUUAAACUCACCCAGCUCUGGACGAUGCGCUGACAUCCAGGCGGCCCUUGCUACAAAACGCGCUACAAACGCUCGUAAAAUUCGACACAAGGUUCCUCGAACUGGUGAUACAUUGGAGAGCCACAUUGGCCCAGGCAUCUACAGCUAUUGA
This is a messenger RNA of Dibothriocephalus latus, 228 nucleotides long. The record is from the annotation of a GenBank genome assembly. Lineage: Eukaryota; Metazoa; Platyhelminthes; Cestoda; Diphyllobothriidea; Diphyllobothriidae.